This is a messenger RNA of Nymphaea colorata (pocket water lily), 1375 nucleotides long. RefSeq names its product 1-aminocyclopropane-1-carboxylate oxidase 5-like. NCBI's taxonomy places the organism in Eukaryota, Viridiplantae, Streptophyta, Magnoliopsida, Nymphaeales, Nymphaeaceae. The record is from RefSeq and is a predicted model, not a curated record. The transcript is spliced from 4 exons. Bases 126 to 1049 code for a protein of 307 amino acids.
GAAGAACUCGAUUGAUCCACCACUAGGGCUUUAUUCGAAGCUCCCAAGGCUACGCACACCCAUGCUUUUGCUUGGCAUUCUAACUGAACUUGGCAGACAGUGCAGAGAAGUCAACAAAGGCAGAUAUGGAAGUCCCUGUCAUAGACUUCUCCAAGUUUCAUGGGGAAGAGAGGGCAAAGGUCAUGGUCCAGAUUCACAGUGCUUGUCAAAACUGGGGCUUCUUUCAGCUUAUUAACCAUGGAAUUCCGGAAGCUCUUUUAGAAGGCGUAAAAGAAGUAUGCAUUCAUAACUACAAAUUCUCUAGGGAGGAAAUGUUCAAGAACUCUCAGCCUGUUAAGGAAGUAGAGAAGACGUUAUCCGGGAAAGAAACACCGCAGAAGAUCGAAACACUAGAUUGGGAGGACGCCUUCAUGCUUUACUACAAAGAGGAAAGUGAGGAAUGGCCUUCUGAGCCGCUGAACUUCAAGAAAACGAUGGUGGAAUUCUCGAACCGAUUGAAGGAGCUCGCGGUGACCAUACUCCAGAUAAUGGACGAGAACUUGGGCCUGGAGAAGGGAUAUCUGAACGAGAAAUUUAAGGGCAAUGAGGGGCAACCCUUCUUUGCCACAAAAGUGAGCCACUAUCCGCCAUGCCCACGCCCGGACCUCAUCGAUGGACUGAGAGCCCACACGGACGCCGGCGGGAUCAUACUGUUGUACCAAGACGACCAGGUGGGUGGCCUUCAGGUGUUGAAGGACGGCCACUGGGUGGACGUCAAGCCCAUCCCCAACACCAUUGUCAUUGAUAUCGGCGACCAACUUGAGACGAUAAGCAACGGUAAGUUCUUCAGUGCACCCCACAAGGUGUUGGCUACCAAAGACGGGAACAGGAGGUCGGUGGCGUCCUUCUACAACCCAGCACCAUCUGCGGUCAUCUCUCCGGCGCCCUCUCUUCUUCACGGCGACGCUUCCAUCGACUACCCCACUUUCGUGUCUGCAGACUACAUGCGCCGUUAUAUGGAGGAGAAGUUCCUUCCUAAGGAGCCAAGGAUCAACGCCAUGAAAUACUGACUCUGCGUGCGUCUGUGCGUGAGUACCCGUGUCUACGUAAGCGUGUCUGCUUCUGUCUGGUUUCUAGUCGUGUACUAAGAGUCUUGAGGUGGGAGCCUUUGCUUUCUGUCUGAAAAACCAUAAAAAGAAAAGGGGUUUGAGGGUGCUUGCAGAUGAUGCUCACUUUCAAACAAAUUAAUAACUGCGGUCGCUUAUCUUUUGGCUUCAAUAAAUGCAGUUUAGUCUGCCGAAAUCAUGCUGUAUUACUUCAUAAAUCAGCUUCUGUUCAGAAAAAUCUGCACUACACCAAAGUAGAAGGGAUCUUCCAUGAGAAUUAAAUGCUGUCA